AUUAGGUACGCAAACCCGGAAGGGCCGGUCCCACAGCCCCGCCUCCGACGCGACUAACGACUGGAGGGUUGGGGUGGUAUCUCCCAGAUGGAUCUGGUAGUCGGCCAGCGAGCAGCAUGGAGGCACCCUGGGGGAUCGUCAACGCUGAGCGGAGCUGGUACGUCUCUGCCCAGCAGCCUGAAGAGGCGGAGGCGGAAGACUUGAGCCCGUUGCUAAGCAACGAAAUUUACAGACAGGGAACCCCAGGUGUUUCAUUUGGUUUUUCUGUGUUUAAUCUGACGAAUGCCAUCAUGGGAAGUGGCAUCCUUGGCUUAGCUUAUGUUAUGGCUCAUACUGGCAUCCUUGGAUUUAGUUUUUUGCUGUUGAUAGUUGCUGUCCUGGCUUCUUACUCAGUUCACCUCCUGCUUAGUAUGUGCAUUCAGACAGCCGUGACAUCUUAUGAAGAUCUUGGACUCUUUGCAUUUGGAUUACCUGGAAAGGUGGUGGUAGCCGGCACCAUCCUGAUUCAGAAUAUUGGAGCUAUGUCAUCUUAUCUUUUAAUUAUUAAAACAGAGCUUCCUGCUGCUAUUUCAGAAUUUUUGUCUGGAGACCAUACUGGGUCUUGGUAUCUUGAUGGACAAACACUACUAAUAAUCAUUUGUGUUGGAAUUGUGUUCCCUCUUGCACUUCUUCCUAAAAUAGGCUUUCUUGGCUACACAAGUAGUUUAUCAUUUUUCUUUAUGGUGUUCUUUGCUCUCGUGGUAAUAAUUAAAAAGUGGUCCAUUCCUUGUCCUCUGCCACUAAAUUAUGUAGAGCAAUACUUCCAGAUUUCAAAUGCUACAGAUGAUUGUAAACCAAGGCUCUUUCAUUUCUCCAAAGAGAGUGUUUAUGCCAUACCUACCAUGGCUUUUUCAUUUCUCUGCCAUACCUCCAUAUUGCCAAUAUACUGUGAACUUCAAAGCCCUUCAAAGAAAAGAAUGCAAAAUGUAACCCAUACAGCAAUUGUUUUAAGUUUUCUCAUUUAUUUUGUAUCUGCACUCUUUGGGUACCUCACUUUUUAUGACAAAGUGGCGUCAGAAUUACUGCAAGGUUAUAGCACAUACUUGCCCCAUGAUGUUGUUGUCAUGACUGUGAAGUUAUGCAUACUAUUUGCUGUGCUUUUGACAGUCCCUCUAAUCCACUUCCCUGCACGGAAAGCUUUAAUGAUGAUAUUUUUCUCCAACUUUCCAUUCUCAUGGAUUCGCCAUUCUUUGAUCACUCUAGCACUCAAUAUUAUCAUUGUUUUGCUUGCAUUAUAUGUUCCUGACAUUAAGAAUGUAUUUGGUAUAGUUGGUUCCAGUACAUCAACAUGUCUGAUUUUUGUAUUCCCAGGACUAUUUUAUCUUAAACUUAGCAGAGAGGAUUUUCUCUCAUGGAAAAAGCUUGGGCAACCACAUGCCAAAGACACUAUUGCUUCCGUCGUACAGACGAGGAAAUCGCUUCACAGAGAUUAAAUACUGUGUCCAUUGUCAGAACUGGUCAGAGUCAGGGUGGAGGACUGAUUCCAAAGGCCAGUUCUGAAGCACUGAAGCAGGUGACAGACCCGUGGAGCCGUGCUAUGUUGCCUGUGCCACUUAGCUCUGCAUGGGUGAGACCAGCUGGGCCUCAGGGAGACCCCUCAGGGGAGCACGCGGUAGUGCUGGGUCAGGCCCCACGUGCACAUGCACUGUCUCUGUUGCCUGGCUGGCAGUAAUGACGGCACAGGGACCGCUGCUGGUGCUUUUCUGAACCCGCUGACCUCCAAGCACAGUGGCCCUUGAGGGUAUGCUCGGAUGGAUGGACAGUUAACCCCCUCCACCUUCAUCUGUGCUGUGUCCUACCUAUUAACAUGUGUCCUCAAUGUAUUAAAAUGUUGAGAUCUUUGGGCGACCACCACUUUCACUUGCAACUGUCCCCUGGCACAUAGCUAAAACAAGAAAACUGGUCUGCCUAUUACAUCUGCAGUAAGAGUCUCCCUACCUUACAGGAAAGUCAGAGUAUGUCCCACAGUCCUGCUGACUGUCUUGAUUUUGAUUUUGGGCCAAGGCCUGUUGCCAUGGGUCCCCCCACUGGGCUUUCUCAUUCUGUGAAUGUCUGUUUUAGUCAAGCAAACAAGCAUUACAAUGGAGAUAACAUUGGCUAUGAUGGCAGCAUGCUGAGGGGCACCUACUGUGGGCGGGAAAGUCCAAGAAAGCGUUCUGGGAGUGGAUGACCCUCUUGAAGAGUAAGUGAGUCAGCCAGUGAAAAGGAGUGUGAGGGCACUCCAGGCAGAGGGAGCAGCACAAGUAAAGGCCUUAGAGGCAUGAUUACAAGCAGUCAUGAACACACCUGGACUCCGACUGGAAGGGCUCUGACGAGAGGGUAGAAACCCAGGUCAUCCCUGACCCUUCUCUACUGUCUAUUUAAGUAACAUGAAUGAUGCUCUUGCCCCCAGCCCUAGAGAAGACAUCUCUGAAGACUGUUUUCUUAGGAAAUGUCUUCUCAGAAUGACCCUACAGACAACAGUUGUUUCCCCAGUAUUCUCUCACCAUUGAACACACCUAGGAAUAAUUGAAAAACCAGGCAAUUGAAUGCCCCUCUUGUAAAUCACCAUCACUUCAAAGCAAACCUUAGUGUGCACUUUGUAAGCCAUGCUGAGUAUCUCAUACUUGCCCCUCAACUUUUCACAUGCUGCUCUCAGUCAAGGAGGCAGACCCCUGUGGACUGUGUCAGUGGGUUUGUUUGCCUCUGGCUUUCCAUUGGGUUCAGCCAAAGAAAGACACCCAUGGGAGGUCAGAGAGGAAAGAAAAGUGAUGUCAGGGUAAUUACCCCUCCACACCCCCUCUCUGCUAGGCCAUGUUGGCUGCAUCUCUCUACUGAAGGCACAACUCCUGUCAGGUGGCCCUCUCCAUAUAGCCAUCCUUGCUGGGGGCUUCUUCUUUGCCCCUUCAGUCAUAAGGUAGUAAUAACUACCUCUCCCUCAUUGUUACUAGCUGUUAUGGGCUAAGUUGUGUCCUCUUCCAAAUUCAUAUAUUGAAGCCCUAACCCCCAUUACUUCAGACUGUAACUGGACUUGGGAGAUAGGGCGUUUGAAAAGGUGAUUAAGUUAAAAUGGGACCUUGAAUGGGCCCUUAUCCAAUCUGACUGGCAUCCUUACAAGAAUAAGGAACUUAGACAAAGAGAUACCAGGGAUGCUCAUUUACAGAGGAAUACCAUGUGAGAACACAGCAAGCAGGCGUCCGCCCAUCUGCAAGUCAAGAAGAGAAGCCUCAGAGGAAACCAAACCCGCCAACGCCUUGAUCUUGGAUUUCUAGCCUCCAGAACUAUGAGCAAAUACAUUUCUAUCGUUGAAGCCACAAGUCUGUGUUAUUUUGUUACAGCUGCCCUAGCAAACUCAUACAUUGGCCAGGAACAUACUUCACUGUCCUUCAGUGAUUUCCUUAAACCCUGCUUAUUACCUUGUGUAAAGUUUCUUUACUACACUUUCCUUUUGAACAUAUCACCUGUUUUCUUUUUUCCUGACUGAGAGACAAGCUUAGACUCCAACAAGAGGGCUUAGGGACAAAGGCGAGGAUGUAGGUUGCAGAAAGCAGCUCCCAUGUCAACUCCCUCCAUUGCAUGAAUGCAUCAAGCGCUCUAGGGCUACUCCAAGACAUGUCUCCUCCUUAGGAGCCCAGUGACUGUGGUCCUUACUCCUAUGAGCUUCGAUUUUCCUAUCUGUGAGGCGUAGAUCACGAAGUCUACCUCCUUAGGGGGGUAUUUUGAGAUGAAUGUGGGAGGCAAGUAUGAAUCCACUGAGUCUCAAACCCUACAAAAAAGCAGAGGGCUCUUCUAGAGCCUCUCUGUAAGCAAUUUCAUUGAUAAAUAUGCACGGAGCAUUGACGUCUUCGAAAGCAAGAGCAUGGUGGUUUUUACUUUGAAGCACAGCCCUGAGUGUGGUAAAGGAGAGGAGCUCCGCUGGCUGCUCAGCUGCCCCUGUUCGCUCUUCACUAACAGGAAAGAGAGAAAUCUACUCUUCCUUUUCAACUGAUACAGACCCCAUCCAAACAACAGGCCUCUCUCUGUCCUGUCCCUCCUGUUUGUUAGAGAGUGAAGGCAAAUGAACCAGCUGGAAGCCAGAGCAGCUCAGAUCCCGAAAAACGUACACAGUGUGGAGUGGGAACACAGGGUGUCUCCUGGAUCCCGUUUUCUAUUGCCAGUAAACAUGGCUUCUCAACCACAUUAUCGUCACCUGCCGAGACUGAAACAGUCUCCACGCCCCCAGCUGCAGAGGGCGCUCUCCAGUCCCAGGCUCCUAGAGGACAACUGUGGGGGCACAAACAGGCACGGGAGACUGAGACAGAGUCUGGAAAUCCAAGGGCCCCAGAAGGUCACUUGCAUCCUGACUGCGCUCUCUGCAAGCUGUGUUCUCUACUGACCUUUCCCAGUGCGGGACUGAGGACCCCGGCUUCCUCCCCAGCUGGACCUCUGGCUCUCCACAGGGUAGGCUGGCUCCUGGAAGGGGGCUCCCUCCAGGCCGGUGGGAGCACGUCCGUGCUCGUGCGAUUGUCACAGGUAUUCCUGUGAGUAUGAAAAGCCUAUUGAGGAAUGAAAUGGCCGUGUGGGCUAGCCAGGUAUGAAGAAUAUAAAACGCUCAAGAUGUAGACGUAUAGAAGGACCCUCACCUCCACUCUUAUUAAAGUAAACAAACUCCGACAAGCUCCAAGGGGCCCCUCCAAGAGCUGAGGUUACAGGGCAAGCAACUAGGCUGAAAUCUAAGGGUCAGUGGGGGCGGGUGGAAAAGCGCAGGCCACGAGCCCUUGCCUCCCCGGGGGCUGAUGUGGCCAACAGAAGUCACCUGGAGUAGGGAGCGAGUUAGCAGAGAAUGAGUGGGGGCUGGUGAGGGAGUGUGAGCCCCUGGGACCACACAUACAAGGGAGUUUGCAUCUGUUUUGCAGGCUCUUCUCCGUGAAGCCCAUCAGACACUCACAGAAAAGACUGGCCAAAGUCCCGGGAAAGAAUCCCUCCAUGGGGCAGUCCAGGGAGGGGAAAAAUACCCACUGUGGAGGGACCUAAAACCAG
Messenger RNA from Mustela erminea (ermine), 5037 nucleotides. RefSeq names its product solute carrier family 38 member 6 (gene SLC38A6). The record is from RefSeq and is a predicted model, not a curated record. The transcript is spliced from 16 exons. Gene Ontology annotation, biological process: amino acid transmembrane transport; L-glutamine transport. Gene Ontology annotation, molecular function: L-glutamine transmembrane transporter activity. The coding region runs from base 117 to 1472 and encodes 451 amino acids. NCBI's taxonomy places the organism in Eukaryota, Metazoa, Chordata, Mammalia, Carnivora, Mustelidae.